Messenger RNA from Hydra vulgaris (swiftwater hydra), 1461 nucleotides. RefSeq names its product zinc finger MYM-type protein 5-like. Lineage: Eukaryota; Metazoa; Cnidaria; Hydrozoa; Anthoathecata; Hydridae. The record is from RefSeq and is a predicted model, not a curated record.
AUGGUAAAAGAUUUUAUAUGGUUGGUAUAUCUAAUUUUGAAUGGUGUUUCGCUUAUACCGAUGUAUAGUUUGUUGACAGGAGUGGUAGUAGGAUUAGUUGAACUUAUUUUAGCUUGGUAUACAACGUUUUUUGUUAAGCAUUGGUUUGAUAGAGGGAAGGAUAGCUUUGAAAACGAUUCUUGUAAAAUUUUGUUGAACUCAGAAGAACCACUUCCUCCUUCGAGUGGCACGUUGGCAAUAUCGGCAACAAGAGUUGAAAAUGAAAACAAUAUUUUGCAUAAAGAUAAGUUGGAUGAGGCAAUUUCUACAAACGAUCCUGCUUUGUGGGCUGAAAAUAUGUCUAAAGUAGAACGCGAUGCAGUUGUUCUUCAGGGGCCUCCUAAAAAUCCUUUAUCUUUACCGAGAGACUCAAACAAGAUUAAGGUUCCUGAAUCAGUUUUCCACGAAAUAACUCGUAAUGGGGAGAAAAUAAACAGAGAUUGGCUUGUUUGGAGUGCAACUUCAAAAUCAUUUCUUUGCUUUCCGUGCUCACUUUUCGGAAGCAAACAAGCCUGCGGGGCUGGUAAUAAUUCACAUCUUCUACGUUGGAAUGGUGGCAUCAAUGGAAACUGGAGAAAGCUAGCUGAAAAAGUAAAAGGCCACCAAAACAAUCCUCACCAUCGAGACAAUUACAUUAAGUGGAAAACAGCGCUGGAAAGCUUGGGAAAUCAAUGUGGGAUUGAUUCAAGUUUAAAAAAAUUGAUAAGAAAUGAGGCAGCCAGGUGGCGUGAAAUUUUAAAGUGCAUUUUAGAUGUAAUUCUCUUCUUAGCAUCACGCAACCUUAGCUUCAGAGGCUCAUCAAAAAUGAUCGGUGAUGACGAUAAAGGCAACUUUCUUGCAACUCUAGAGCUACUUGCAAAGCACAACAAGACUCUUCAGUUACAUCUAGAAGAGUUUUCUUGCUGCCAACAAGAAGGUAAACAAAUUAUUGCGCAUUAUUUGGGUUGGAGUUCUCAAAAUGAAUUUAUAAAAGAGUGCGGAAGAAUCGUCUACGGUGCCAUCAUUAAAGAGGCGCAUAUGGCAAUUUACUAUUCUAUUCUUGUCGACGGAACGCCUGACGUCUCUCAUACAGAGCAAAUUGCAUUUGUUCUCCGCUUUGUCUACUAUGGUAUUGAUAAAAAAUGGAUAGUUAAGGAGCGCGUUCUUGGGGUCGAAAGUCUCGAUAAAAAGAAAGGUGUGGAUAUUGCUAAGCUAAUUAUAGAUGUCUUAAACCAAAAUGACAUUGAUCUGAAGAACUGUCGAGGUCAGGGAUAUGACAACGGUGCUAAUAUGUCUGGUGUGUACAAAGGAGUACAAGCGAUCAUUCUUCAGAGAAAUCCUCAAGCUUUCUACAUGCCAUGCAGCACUCAUAACCUUAAUUUAGCUGGUGUUCAUUCACUUAAAUCUUCUGUAGAAUUGAAGAACUAUUUCGGUCGUAUUUAG